UGUGUGCUCUUCUGAAGCUGCUGCCAGUGGUCAAAGCCUCCAACAAAGCUCUGGUCAUCGAGGAGGAGCUGCAGGACCUGCCCUCAGAGGAUGUCCACAGCCUGAUGCUCCAGGUGGACCCGGUGCUGACUGAGGACGAGCGGACCAAGCUGGCGAAGAUGCUCCACGCCAUCGGAGAAGAACUGGAUAACAACAAGGAGCUCCAGGCUUUAAUCAACAGCAGUGACUUAAUGCCCGCGAGGGACCAUUUCAUGUGGGUGGUGAACGAAGUGUUCGAGCACGGCAUCACGUGGACGAGGAUCGUCGUGCUCUUCUACUUUGCUGGGAGGAUGGCCGUGAAGGCCAAUCUCCCCCAGUCGGUGAGGGAUCUCCGGAGGUGGAUCCGGCGGCACGGAGGAUGGAUCAACUGCUUCUCUCAUCUGGCCAUCUCUUCCAAGCAGAGGAUUUCCUCUCUGAGCUCCCACAGCGUGGGCAUCUUCAUCGCCGGCGUGGCUUUAGGGAGUGUGACCACCUGGAGGCUGUCCACACAGCUGUGACACACACACUCACACGCACACGGACAUCCAGUCAUGACACCUCGAUCUUGAAUAUUUAGGGACCGGGUCACCAUGCCCAUAGGGCAAGGUCUCUAUUGUUUUUUUGUCCGUUUCUUUUUAUUAAAUGGACUAAAUGGUCCAUUUAUUAGGGGCCGAGCCCCGGAGGGCAUGGUGGCCACAACGCCUUCUACUGCAGCACAGCAACAGACAACAUCAACAGGGACCGGCUAACAGGAGACAAAGAGCAACAAGCUGGCCAGCACCAAGGGACUUUACCUCCAAAGACCGUGGAAUGUGGGAACUCUCUGGGCUUUAGUAUAGACAGGUUUUGCCGAGCGUAGAACUGUUUGUUUCAUGAUGUGUGGAUUUAAUUGAGAUUGUUUUCCGGUUUUGAUGAACUGAGGAUAAGUUAACAGCUAAUGAUCACUCCGUUUCACCCAACGCCGGGUUUCAAGUUAAUCUUGGUCCCUAACUGUAAAGCAUCACACCAAAACAUCACCUGGUUAAUCCAACAUCUUCCACCUGGAAUGAGGUGAUGGACAACACAGAUCAUGGAGACUCAUUUUGAAAUGUGUGUUUGGUUUUGCUUCAUUGUUAAUAAAUAUAAUUUUUGGAAUCAUUUGUGUCAUUGGUGUUUCAGUUAUGAAUGGAACGUCGAUCUCUUCUGUCCAGUAACUCCACCCAGACAGCACACAUACGUCUGGCCGACCUUGGAUCGGAACGUC
Molecule: messenger RNA, 1261 nt
Organism: Salarias fasciatus (jewelled blenny)
Lineage: Eukaryota; Metazoa; Chordata; Actinopteri; Blenniiformes; Blenniidae
Product: apoptosis regulator BAX-like
Exons: 6
Coding region: 105-536 (143 amino acids)
Biological process (GO): extrinsic apoptotic signaling pathway in absence of ligand; intrinsic apoptotic signaling pathway in response to DNA damage; regulation of apoptotic process
Cellular component (GO): mitochondrial outer membrane
Molecular function (GO): BH domain binding; channel activity
Source: RefSeq, a predicted model, not a curated record